This is a messenger RNA of Mugil cephalus (flathead mullet), 1147 nucleotides long. RefSeq names its product cell death-inducing p53-target protein 1-like. Gene Ontology annotation, molecular function: zinc ion binding. The transcript is spliced from 4 exons. The coding region runs from base 513 to 995 and encodes 160 amino acids. NCBI's taxonomy places the organism in Eukaryota, Metazoa, Chordata, Actinopteri, Mugiliformes, Mugilidae. The record is from RefSeq and is a predicted model, not a curated record.
ACACAAUUACUGGACAAAGAUCUUAGCCAUAGUCCUAAACUGCCCAUAAACAACAGGCACUGUAAAUACAUAGUCAUCAAAAUCCGCUCAUUUCCAGCAUGUUGUUUAUCAUAGUUAUUAUUAAUGGCAACUUUAAGUAUGAUUUAGUAGUAGUUAAGAGGUUUCACUGUCUUUCAAAGCUCAGAAAUAUUGCUAAAACAAUGUGAAUAAUGUAUAUUACCACACAGUAGAGGGGGGAAUAUAUAUAUAUAUAUAUAUCACAAUAUUGCAUAUUUGUUCAGGACAGGACAAAACAAACUUAAAACUUAAAACUAAAGUCCUAAGUAUGAUGUCUUGCUUAUUUCCAAAGCUUGUGUUUCCAUUGACUUGUGGGUAAAAAUUCUUGAACCAAUCAAAGAAGAUGUCAAUUAACUGCACCUGGUGCUUCUGCACGUGCUCAGCUGCUACCUGCAUGAAAACACAUUUGGACUUUCAACUUCCUUUUUUUUGUUGGCCUUCACCAAUCCUGUUAAAUGGAGUCACUGUCAAAAAUGGAUGAGUCAUUUCCGACGCCGCCACCAUACUUUCUACCAGAUGAAAGAAAUUCCGGACAAGACGUGAGGGUCUACCAGAUCUACUCACCUUUCAGUCCACCACCACCACCUCCACCUUCUUUCUCCUUUUCACCAGGUCUCGGCUGCUCCACUCAAACUCACUUACCUCUGCCAGCUACCCCUACACAUACUCCCAGGCCAAAGUUUGUGAGCUAUGAAACGGCGCUGUAUCGCUCUCCAGCCCUGACGACGUGCCCCUCCUGUCAGACUCAAGUCACCACGCAGGUCACCUUCCGAGUCGGGACUCACGCAUGGCUCAUGUGUCUCGUGUUUGUGUUAUGCGGGUUGGUGCUUUGCUGCUGCCUGAUCCCAUUCUUCGUAAACCACUUCAAGGAUGCCUAUCACACCUGCCCUCGGUGUCGGCUUGUUCUUCAUGUGCAGAAGAAGACAUGCUGCAAGUGAAUGUACUCUGCUGCAGUAAAAUGCAUGUCGUUUCAUCAGAUUUCUAUGUUUAGAUUUGAAUGUUUAGACUGAUGUGUUCUUCAUCAGUUCCUGAAUGAAAAGAUUUUAACUUGGCUUUCAUCAUGUUUUGAAAUAAAAUUGUAUUACCUGUG